This is a messenger RNA of Gastrolobium bilobum, 582 nucleotides long. RefSeq lists its product as uncharacterized. Bases 1 to 582 code for a protein of 193 amino acids. The transcript has a single exon. The record is from RefSeq and is a predicted model, not a curated record. Lineage: Eukaryota; Viridiplantae; Streptophyta; Magnoliopsida; Fabales; Fabaceae.
AUGGCAGAAAUUCAAGAUCUAGAAUGUGUCAUUGAACAAAACAUCAUAUCUCAACAAAAAUCAGAACCAGUAGAAAGCUACAACCUCUUUUUGCCACCUCCCAUGCCAAAUUAUUAUUCUCCUUUCCAAAAACCACCAGAAUUCUGGACUAAUCCACAUCCUCCCAAACCUUGGACUUUUCCAAGUAGCCGGCCUUAUGACCAAAGAAUCAGAAGAGAAAGAGGAAAACAACCUUCUACUUCUAGAAGACAUUCAUCUAAAACUAGAAUGGAUAUAACCCCUUCCUUGUCGUCAGAUUCUACAGACCAUAGAUAUAAUCCCAGCUCUUCAAAAAGGACUUUUGUGACGGUAGAUCUCAAAGAUCAAUUAGCCACAAUCAGAACAGAAUCCCAAGAUACAGAUGAAUCCCAAUCUUCUGAAACAACAGAAUCUUUCUCAAACACUCAGAGUUCUAAUUCCUCUGAGAUUUCUUCCAAAGAAGCUUUUGAAUUAAAACUAGAUCAUCAAACUUCUUCUGAAACCACAUCUGAAAACUCUGAAAAAGAACAAUCUGAUGAAGUGUUAAACUCCUCUGAUCUUUGA